Messenger RNA from Sphaeramia orbicularis (orbiculate cardinalfish), 3652 nucleotides. It is a transcript of the gene asns, whose product is annotated as asparagine synthetase. NCBI's taxonomy places the organism in Eukaryota, Metazoa, Chordata, Actinopteri, Kurtiformes, Apogonidae. Gene Ontology annotation, cellular component: cytosol. The coding region runs from base 104 to 1786 and encodes 560 amino acids. The transcript has 12 exons. The record is from RefSeq and is a predicted model, not a curated record. Gene Ontology annotation, molecular function: asparagine synthase (glutamine-hydrolyzing) activity.
UAGUGGAGUCACUUCACGACAGUGCACCUUGCGGUUCCCGCAUCAACGAGAUAAUAUAAGUGUCCUCACUUCGCCGUGGAUCUUUUCCAGACUAAGCAGUGAAAUGUGUGGUAUUUGGGCUUUGUUCGGCAGUGAUGAGUGCCUGUCAGUUCAAUGCACCAAUGCAUUGAAGAUUGCUCACAGAGGCCCCGACGCUUUCCGCUUUGAGAAUGUCAAAGGCUUCACCAACUGCUGCUUUGGCUUCCACUGGCUGGAUAUUACCGACCACCUGUACGGCAUGCAGCCCUUACGGAUCAAGAAGUUCCCCUUCCUGUGGCUCUGCUACAAUGGAGAGAUUUACAACCAUCGCACGCUGAAGAAGCAAUUUGAGUUUGAGUACCAGACUAAUGUGGAUGGUGAGAUCUUGCUUCACCUCUACGACCGCUUUGGCAUCCAGAAGAUGGCGUCUCUUCUGGAUGGUGUCUUUGCUUUCAUUCUGCUGGACAUUGCCAACCGAAAGGUCUUUCUGGGAAGGGAUACGUACGGUGUCCGACCUAUGUUCAAACUCCUGACUGACAACGGCUUCCUGGCGGUCUGCUCAGAGGCCAAAGGUCUAAUAGACAUCUCCCAUGAGAUGGAUACCCCAGCCACCAUCGCCCCCUUUCCCCCUGGCUACUUUGAGGUGUUUGAUUUAAAGCCCAAUGGCAAAGUGCAGUCUAUUCAGAUGGAUCAGUUUCACUGCUGCACAAAGGAGCCUGCUCAUGCCAUCUAUGACUCCGUGGAGAGACUCCAUACAAGUUUUGAUGAAGAAACGGUCAAGAGCAACAUCAGAUCCCUUUUUGAGAACGCUGUGAGGAAACGCCUCAUGGCUCACAGGAGAAUUGGGUGUCUCCUGUCAGGUGGUCUGGAUUCGAGCCUGGUCGCAGCCAUGGUAGUAAAACUGAGCAAGGAGGAAAAGCUGCAGUAUCCCAUCCAGACCUUUGCAAUCGGCUCAGAGGACAGCCCAGACAUUCUAGCUGCUCGCAAAGUUGCAGCUCACAUCGGCAGUGAACACCACGAGGUGACGUUCUCUGUCGAAGAAGGCAUCCAGGCUAUAGAAGACGUCAUCUUUCACCUGGAGACUUACGAUAUAACCACCAUACGUGCCUCUGUUGGUAUGUACCUGGUUUCAAAGUACAUCAGGGAGAAGACUGAUAGUGUGGUGAUCUUCUCUGGAGAAGGAUCUGAUGAACUCACCCAGGGAUACAUUUACUUCCACAAGGCUCCGUCUCCCAGAGCAGCUGCAGAGGACAGUGUUCGUCUCCUGAAGGAGCUCUACUUGUUUGACGUUCUCCGUGCGGACCGUACCACCGCUGCUCAUGGUCUGGAGCUCCGAGUGCCUUUCCUGGACCACAGACUCACAGCGUACUACCUGUCCCUGCCUGAGGAGAUGAGGAUCCCAAGGCACGGAGUGGAGAAGCACCUUCUGAGAGAGUCCUUCAAAGGCCUCAACUUGAUCCCUGAUGAGGUCCUGUGGAGGCGAAAAGAAGCCUUCAGUGAUGGAAUGACGUCUAUAAAAAAGUCCUGGUAUGCCUACCUGCAGGACCACCUGGAGUCUAUGGUCAAUGACGACCAGAUGGAGCAGGUUCAGAAGACCUUCCUCCACAUCCCCCCUCCCACCAAAGAGGCCUACUACUUUAGGCAGGUGUUUGAGAAGCACUUCCCAGGUCGGGCUGAGUGGCUCUCUCAUUACUGGAUGCCGUGCUGGAUCGGCGCCUCCGACCCAUCAGCCCGGACGCUGUCCAUUUAUAAACCCGACAAAGAGUGAACCAGUGGAGCCUCCUGCACUGCAACACUGACCUCUGCAGGAGAUUAUUAGUCAAACGUGCCAUUUUUAGCUGUACUUUUUUACACUACACAAACAUUUGGUUCUGCUGAGCUGUACUUUCUCUUGCUUUGCAGGUUGUCAGACACUGGUGAAGUUUGUCAGACUUUACUGUUUUCUUCGAAUGGAGGAAUAAAAGGGCUGCUGUGUGUGCGCAGUUUCCAUUUUUCAGCCUUGACGUACACUUUUAGUUGUAGCGCUUUGAACACCUACCAUAGGCUUGUGCAGGUCUUUGACUCUGUGCAUAUCACACCUUCGGUAUAGUCAUCCUUCGUACUGCUGUGUCAAUUUACUUUGCACCUGCAGGGGAUCAAUAAAGGUGCAUGUUAUCUCAACAGUCUCACCUGAACACCAGCUGUGUCCUGAAAGCAGCAUGUUUAUUAGAAGCAUUCACCCACGGUACUGCUGUGCACCCUCUCAUUAGUGUCGUCACUAGUUAAAGUUAGAAAAAACUUCUGUCUGUUCCAGCAUAGACAGACUUUUCCAUCACUAUUACAAGAGAACUGUGUCGUACUCUGUAGUAGUAAUAAAUUAGCAUUGCUUGUUUUAUUCCCUCUGUUGCAUUUAUACUUAAUGCACCAAAACCGACUCACGGAACAUUUUUAUCUGUAACUUUUUAUCUGCAGAUGCAUUUUCCAUGCUUGUUAUUUCAGCUCUUGUGAAUGAACAGGUGUCUUAUGGGUCAUGGUCAUGAACAUUCCGAAGGCACAUGCUCACAUUAUGUGGCUGACAGCUCCUUCCCACGGGCCCAGGUUGGCAUUGUAAGGUCAAGUCUGACAAACUUUACCUGCCUCUGACACAAAAUAAAUACCUUGAAAGUAUGACCAAACCUGUUUUGUUAGUUUAGUGAUGAAUGCUUGUGUAAGACCAACUAUUUGCAGACUAUUUUCUAAAUCAUGUCAUUAGUUACAGAUUUCGUAGCUUCCAGGCAGUCAUCGGUUUCAGUUCAUUAUAUUUUGCUAUCAAGUGAAAAUAGGCCUGCGGAAACUUGGAGCUUGCAUGAAAUGGGUCAUCCAUCAUAGCCCUCAAGCCUCAUCAUGUUCCAGGUACUAUAAGAUAGAUCAUGGUAUUCCUACUCGGGUGUAGGACUGUAAAACCCGCCUCCAGGAGCAACUGAACCAACUAAACCAUUAGCAUCAAAACAUGCUGUACAUGCCUAUAUAUUUCCUUUUCUGUUAUUACGGUUUGUGUUUUAGUUUUUGUUUUAGUGGCACAAAAUGAUCAUGGACCAUGGAUUUAAUCCAAAAAUGUCAGUGUCAUUCAAUUGUCUGUAAACUGCUGCUAUUUCUUCAACACUGUGGUCUUGAUGCAAUAGAAAAUGUAAUGUAGUUGAUUCAGACUAAUACCUAGGAUAGUUUUUUCCAUAAAAUAUGUAAAUGACGGUUUGUAAUCCAAUCUUGAAUCAAUUCUUUAGAGGUGUUAACACCAGAAAUGCUACAGCUAAAGUUUGUUGACCACUAUUAUGCAGUCUGUGUGCGAAGUACAUUACAGUUGCUCAUGGUUAGAGCUGAGUCAUUUCUGAAAACUGUCAAUAAAAGUAAUAACAGACAAAUGCAAUUCCUAGAUCUGUUUACUGGUAGAUUGGUCUUUGGUUAGUUCUAGCUAUGCAAACAUUUGUGUGUUGCACAAGGUCUGAGCUGUAAUAUCUGACAAUAUAGUGUAAGCUAUUUGAUUAUGGUAUUUCAGUUGUUUAAUUCUGUAAUCAAUUCCAUUAUCUGUCUGAGACUUGCUUUCUUGUCAUUGCUUCUUUUUCAUACUAAUUGUUGCUAAAAAUAAAUAAAUAAAUAAAUGCAUUCUUGGCACUAAAAA